Myodes glareolus (Bank vole) is the source of this 2376-nucleotide messenger RNA. It is a transcript of the gene Gtpbp10, whose product is annotated as GTP binding protein 10. Gene Ontology annotation, molecular function: magnesium ion binding; GTP binding; GTPase activity. Lineage: Eukaryota; Metazoa; Chordata; Mammalia; Rodentia; Cricetidae. Gene Ontology annotation, cellular component: mitochondrion. The record is from RefSeq and is a predicted model, not a curated record.
CCAGCAGUGACGUCAGCGGCGCGACGCCCCGAGUCCGUGCGGGUUCUGCGGGAGGGAGUCCGCCCCUUCGCGGUCAUGGUGCGCUGCGGUUGCGCGUGGCUGAGAAAGUAUGGAAAUUUCAUUGAUAACCUGAGAAUCUUCGCCAAGGGAGGAAGUGGUGGAAUGGGUUACCCUCGUUUAGGUGGAGAAGGUGGAAGAGGUGGUGACGUCUGGGUCAUAGCCCAUAAACAUAUGACUUUAAAACAGCUUAAGAACAAAUAUCCUCAGAAACGCUUUGUGGCUGGAGGAGGAGCUAACAGUCGAGUUAGUGCACUGAAGGGCUCCAAAGGAAAAGACUGUGAAAUCCCUGUGCCUGUGGGUGUUUCAGUAACUGAUGAAAAUGGCAGAGUUAUAGGAGAGCUCAAUAAGGAAGAAGAUAGAAUUUUGGUUGCUAAAGGUGGCCUUGGUGGUAAAUUACACACAAAUUUCUUACCUUUGAAAGGCCAGAAGCGAAUAAUUCACCUUGACCUAAAAGUUAUAGCUGAUGUUGGCCUAGUAGGAUUCCCAAAUGCUGGAAAAUCCUCUUUACUGAGUCGGGUUUCCCAUGCAACACCUGUGAUUGCAGAUUAUGCAUUUACAACACUAAAGCCUGAACUUGGAAAGAUUAUGUACAAUGAUUUCAAACAGAUUUCAGUAGCCGACCUCCCAGGUUUGAUAGAAGGAGCACAUAUGAACAAAGGAAUGGGCCACAAAUUCCUCAAGCACGUAGAGCGGACCAGACAGCUGCUCUUUGUUGUUGAUAUUUCGGGAUUUCAGCUUUCUUCUGUAACUCCAUACAGAACUGCCUUUGAAACAAUAAUACUUCUUACAAAAGAGUUGGAGUUAUACAAAGAGGAGCUCCAGACAAAACCUGCACUCUUGGCAGUUAAUAAGAUGGACUUGCCUGAUGCCCAGGUUAAGCUUGACGAACUGAUGAAGCAGCUCCAGAACCCUGCAGAUUUUCUGCAUUUAUUUGAAAAAAGCAUGCUUCCAGAGAAGGCUGUGGAGUUCCAACAUAUCAUCCCCAUCUCCACGGUUACUGGGGAGGGGAUUGAGGAGCUGAAGAGCUGUGUAAGAAAGUCACUGGACCAGCAGGACAGCAAAGACAACGAUGCACAUCAUCGGGAACAGUUGCUUCGUUUGCAGAUUUCCAGUGGAGCAUCUUAGAGGGAGCCACGCCAGAGCAUGCUCUUCACUUCCGGACAGGGCAGCGUUUAAAUCUAGUGUGAGAUAUCGGUGGAAUACUACUUGGUUCUAACGAAGGAAAUCACGUUAUUUAAAAACACAGAUGAGCCUGGAAUGCAUUAUGUUCCAAGAAACCAGGCAGGCACAGCAAGACAAAUGUCACAUGAUCUCACUUACAUGUGGAAUCUUAAAAAGAAAAAAAAGCCAGACAGGUGGAAAUCCUGAAAAGUGAUAAUUAUUAAGGACAGGGAGAUAAAAGGUUAAGAGAUGUUGCUCCAAAGACACGAAAUUCAGUUAAGCUCUGCAAGUCUGUUGUGUCGCUGGUGUUUAGAGUGAGAACAAUGUAUCAUAGUUUGAAAAUUUGUAACAAAGUAGGUUUUAAGUGUUCUAACCACAAAAAUCUGAGAAAAUAUAUUUUAAAUGAGCUUGAGUCUGUAUUUCAGAGCACACUGUGUAUGAUAAAGAUGCAUGUAUAGUUUUUAUGUGUCAAGGAAAAAUAUUUCAAGUUAAUAUAAAUUAAUUUGAAAGUGUUUUCACAUUUUAAAAAUGGUCUUUAUCAGUAGGUUUCCUGAUAAAUGUGCAUCAUCAGGAAGAGAAAUUUUCUCCUUCCCCCUUUUCUAGUGUCAGCUCAGCAAAGCAAUUUCAUUUUGCAAAAAGCGCACACAAGACCCGAACUGGGCUAGCACACACUGAGAGCAACAGAGCUCCUAUAUUUUACCCUUGAUGCGGCUGCUGACUGGGUCUGACUAAUGGCUAUUGAGUCAAAGGGAACGGUCAGGAAACACUGGCUAAACUACUUAGGUUUUAAAGUUUCUCACAACUGCCCUCUUUAUUACAUUGUUUUUCAAAUUAGGUAUCACAUGUUGGCCAUUUGAGGUUUCCAGGAAGAGUAAGUGAUUCAUGGAAUUGAUUGGUGAGCUUGCCUUCCAGGAAGAUGCCUUUUCUUAAUUCCUUUGAAAGUAUUCAAACAAUGCUUACAAAUAGAGAUUUUUCCUUUAGGUGAAAUUUGUUAUAAAAUGUACGCAGUCACUUUUUAAAAUUGUAAAACAACAACAACAAAAACCAAAUUAAAGCAGUAUAUAGGCACAUGAGGCCGCAGAUAUGUCUAUUUCCUGAGAUUCAGUCUUUCUCAAAGGAAGUACUGUAAGUUGCCUAUAUUUUUACACUUUUUUG